AUGGAGUUCUCGAAUCCGUCCGUGAUGUCGUCUUCCGGCGCCAUUCGCGUGUCCCGCUUCACGCUGCUCCUCGCCGCCUGCACAGUCCUCGCAGCUCUCAUCCUCACCGGCAUUUUCGUGCACGAGUUCACGAAAGCCGGGGACGCCGCAGGAGCCAGCAGCAGCAGCGCCGCCGCCGCGGGAGGAGCAGCAUCGGCAGGAACGUCGGGCGCCGCCGCCGCAACGGAAGCCUCUUCCGCCGCAAGACCCCGACGCACGUUGGCCGACGUGCUGCUGCCGAAUCACCUGCGACCGACUGUUUACCGAGUCGAGUUGCAGCCGUUUCUCGAGCCCGGCAAUUUCGUGACGCGUGGCAGCGUGUCGAUUGACUUUGAGUGUUUGCGGGACGCGAAUAACGUGACCGUGCAUGCGAGGAACCUGAGUGUGGUGACGGAGACUGUGCGAGUCGUGGGCGUGGGUGGUGGGCGUGACGCCGGGGUCGCGUUGAAGGUGGUGGGCCAGACGUAUCACCCGGGGUCGGAGUUUUACACGGUGCACUUGGACCCCGGGUCCGGGUCGGGGUUCGCGUUGGUGCGGGGCAGCAACUACACGGUGUCCAUGGACUUUGCCGGGUUCUUGCACGACAACCUCGUGGGCUUCUAUCGCAGCUCGUACACCUACAACAACGAGACCAAGUGA
Notodromas monacha is the source of this 678-nucleotide messenger RNA. NCBI's taxonomy places the organism in Eukaryota, Metazoa, Arthropoda, Ostracoda, Podocopida, Cyprididae. The record is from the annotation of a GenBank genome assembly.